AACGUGACCCAGUUCCCUCCCAGUGAAAAACGCUGGACCAAUCACAGCUGGAGCUGGAGUGGGGGGGGCACAGAUUCUCUGCCAACAGAGAUUAGCAGAGCGAGAGGGACAACCGAGCAUGGGCAGAUCUUAUGAAAUAAGUGAAAAACACCAUUGAGUAAAUCGGCGGUACGGUGCUUGGCUGCUGUAUGCGGAGCGCCCUUCUAUGUGUUUGAUUUUUAAAGGAGAAAUCGUCACUUCACCUCACAGGCAGCACCUUUGCAUUGAACUCUUAACAGCAUCAAUCCUCACAGGUUUCCUGGCACCUGUGGGAUUUCUCACACCGGCCUCCGUUACUAAGCCGAUUUGUCAUGGGACACAAUUCCAUCCACUGGUUCCGUAAGGGGCUGCGGCUGCAUGAUAACCCAGCGCUGAAGGAGGCUGUGCGGGGAGCCGGGACCGUCCGCUGCGUCUACUUUCUGGACCCCUGGUUCGCUGGCUCGUCCAAUUUAGGACUCAACAGGUGGAGGUUUCUGUUGCAGUGCCUGGAAGACCUUGAUGCCAGCCUCCGCAAGCUAAACUCACGGCUCUUUGUCAUUCGUGGGCAGCCUGCCAACGUGUUCCCCCGGCUUUUCAAGGAGUGGAAGAUUUCGCGGCUUACGUUCGAGUACGACUCCGAGCCCUUCGGGAAGGAGCGCGACGCGGCCAUCAAGAAGCUGGCGUCGGAGGCGGGGGUGGAGGUGGUGGUGAAGACCUCGCACACGCUGUACGACCUGGACAGGAUCAGCGAGCUGAACGGCGGGCAGCCUCCACUCACCUACAAGCGUUUCCAGACGCUGGUGAGCCGCAUGGAGCCCCCAGAGCUGCCCGUGGAGCCCCUCUCCGCGGCCUUCAUGGGGGGGUGCAUCACUCCCGUCUCGGACGACCACAGCGACAAGUACGGGGUGCCAUCGCUGGAGGAGCUCGGGUUCGACACAGAAGGUCUUGCCUCUGCGGUGUGGCCCGGCGGGGAGACGGAAGCUCUGGCGAGAAUAGAGCGUCAUCUGGAGAGAAAAGCCUGGGUUGCUAAUUUCGAACGCCCGAGAAUGAACGCCAUCUCCUUGCUGGCGAGUCCGACCGGGCUGAGCCCCUACCUGCGCUUCGGCUGCCUGUCCUGCCGUCUCUUCUACUUCAAGCUCACAGACCUCUACAGAAAGGUGAAGAAGCACAGCUCCCCGCCGCUCUCCCUGUACGGGCAGCUCCUGUGGCGCGAGUUCUUCUACGCGGCCGCAACUGCCAACCCGCGCUUCGACAAGAUGGAGGGCAACCCCAUCUGCGUGCGCAUCCCUUGGGACCGCAACCCUGAGGCCCUGGCCAAGUGGGCAGAGGGCAAGACCGGCUUCCCUUGGAUCGACGCCAUCAUGACCCAGCUGAGGCAGGAGGGCUGGAUCCACCACUUGGCUCGGCAUGCUGUGGCCUGCUUCCUGACCAGGGGAGACCUGUGGAUCAGCUGGGAGGAGGGCAUGAAGGUGUUCGAGGAGCUCUUACUGGACGCAGACUGGAGUGUGAACGCUGGGAGCUGGAUGUGGCUCUCCUGCAGCUCGUUUUUCCAGCAGUUCUUCCACUGCUACUGUCCCGUGGGCUUCGGACGCAGGACGGACCCCAACGGAGACUACAUAAGGCGCUACCUUCCUGUUCUCCGAGGUUUCCCUGCCAAGUAUAUCUAUGACCCAUGGAACGCUCCUGCCGCGGUGCAGAGCGCUGCCAAGUGUGUGAUCGGAGUGCACUACCCCAAGCCCAUGGUGAACCACGCGGAGGCCAGCCGGCUCAAUAUCGAGAGGAUGAAGCAGAUCUACCAGCAGCUGUCCCGCUACAGGGGGCUGGGCCUGCUUGCCUCGGUGCCUUCGAACCACAGUGGCAGCGGGGGCAUGAUGGCGUACUCCCCAGGAGAACAGCAGUCUGGAAACCACAGCGCACACGGUAACCCAGUCGCCAGCGUGAACAGCAGCGUCCUCCUCAGCUUCGACAGCGACGAGCAGCCAGGAACAAGCGUGCUGCAACACGGCUACCCCACAGCCGGAGCGAAUGUACCAGGAGGUGCCGCCCAUCGCGUGUACCAGUCAGCCAGUUCCCACGGGGAGUUUGCAGCGCCCCAGCCACCAGGUCAGUUCCUUCAGGGAAGUGGCGAUGGGAGUCAUUCAGGUAAACGGGAGAGAGACGGGGGUCCUGAAGACGGGGCGCAGACCUCAGCAGUGAAGAAACGUGUGGACAUACAGACUGCGAACAUGGCAUCGGACUGAGGCUCUACAUUAUUAUCCACUACACAGCUGUAUUUUAUUUAUUUAUUUAUUUUUUAUUCAAGGAAAAUAGUCAGAAAUUAUAUUUAGUUUUAUAUGUAAGUUUUGUAAAACAACCCGUCCUGUAUUUUUUUUUUUUUUUAGUUCGUAAAAAGCUGCUCAGGUUUGAAAGUUUUUUGCUGUGUGUGUGUGUUUGUGUUUUACUUUUGGAAGGUAAAACUCUGAUAGGAACACAAGCUCACAUAAACAGAACUCGCUGGAAGUGCGCUGUGCCCGGGAUAUUGUGCAUUAUAUUUUGAUAAGAACAUAAGAAAGUUUACAAACGAGAGGAGGUCAUUCAGCCCGUCUUGCUCGUUUCGUUGUUUGUAGGUUGUUGAUCUGCAGGCCAGUACAACAUCAGUUCCAUUUUUACAUGUGUUUUUUUUUUUUUUUGAGAUAACAAACCUUCCUCAGGAUUCCAAAGUGGAAAAACUGAAUAAUCCUUACGAAGCAAGACCGGGAGACAAGGGAAGGGGGUUUGAUGCUGUAAUCCCCAGAAGGUUUUAAGACACACAGUUUUGUGGUUUCGUUCACUGGAUUUCACUCCCCUUUUGAACGACUCUGAGACAGUUACGUUUUAGAAAACGUUAACUGACCAAAGGAAAACCGUUCACCAGAUCUGUCUGAUUUGUGUUUUUAUAAUGAGAUUAAACUGUAUUAAACUUCACUGCAUUUCCAGGGGCUGGCUGUUUUGUUUUAUAUUGUAAAGUCCUCCGUGAAUCAGUUGCUCCUGUUCCUCUUCUCUCCUGAAGUCGAGGCGGUGAUUAUUUCCACCUUGUUAAAAGCUUUCAUUGACAGCAAUUACAUUUUUGGAAAAUUACAAUAAAUGGUUCAACUGUUUCAAAAUGUUCCAUGAAGUGUUUCAUUUAAAUGUAAGUGUUUUUUUGUGUAUUAUUCCAACAGGAACCUGUGGAUUUAAAAAAAAAAAAACACUAAUGUGCAUUUGUGUGUGCGUCUGCUUUGUAUAAAAAAAUAAAAAAUGCAUUUUAAACAGA
Messenger RNA from Acipenser ruthenus (sterlet), 3289 nucleotides. Its product is annotated as cryptochrome-1-like. NCBI's taxonomy places the organism in Eukaryota, Metazoa, Chordata, Actinopteri, Acipenseriformes, Acipenseridae. Gene Ontology annotation, biological process: negative regulation of DNA-templated transcription; entrainment of circadian clock by photoperiod; circadian regulation of gene expression. The transcript is spliced from 16 exons. The record is from RefSeq and is a predicted model, not a curated record. Gene Ontology annotation, cellular component: nucleus; cytoplasm. Gene Ontology annotation, molecular function: FAD binding; DNA binding. Bases 351 to 2258 code for a protein of 635 amino acids.